AAUAAUCUUUACUUAAAUAUUUGAUUAAAUAUACAUAAAAAAUGCUUAUGAAUGUUACAUUGGUGUGUUUGGAGAAUAAACUGAAACUCAGCUUUGAGAAGAAUUUAUGGCUUGGCAAAAAUUACCUACAGCACACAAAUGCAAAAUUCAUACUCACAAAGGCAUUUGUCCAGUCUUUGAUAAACAAUCUUUGUUUUUUUCUAAGUUUUUAUGAUCCUUUAGUUCUAAAAAAGUGACAACAUGUCUGCAGAGAGUUUAUCAGCAAGUUUAGACACCAACAGGAACUGCACAAUAAAGAUCGACAACAAGAGCAACAAAUACAGUCUCAUCGACCCAAAAGUCUACAUGUACCAUGGAUUCAACCACACUGCUCCUCAGCCCACAAUCGGACCCCGAAGCAUCUCAAUCUGUGCAUUCACGAAGACUCCAAACACUUCCUGCGGUUCCAUAGGCGUCUUGACCUAUGACCUCUGCGACAUAAAGACCCGGAAUACCACUGAUCGCGUGGCUCUUCUGUUCUCUGUUCCCUACAACUUCAACUUCUACGAUAACAUCUACGCAAUUGGGGUGAUCUCAACAUCCCGUGAUUGCAAUGAAGCCCUGUACAAAAGAAUGUAUUACGAAACUGGCGCUUUUACCCGUGCAAAGGCAAAGAAGGGUGGCCUCACCUACACUUCAUCGAAUGUUGAAUUAAGAGCAACUAUGUCAAAUAUGGCCAAAGCUAUUAUUAAACUAGAGAUUUAUGACCAGUGAGGCUAAAAAUGAAAAAUGGAAAAAGUUUAGCCUUACAAAAGAAUUUAUUUUCAUGAAUUCAUAUGUAAAAGUAUGCAAUUGUGACUGUAAAAUCGA
Misgurnus anguillicaudatus (oriental weatherfish) is the source of this 849-nucleotide messenger RNA. Its product is annotated as DELTA-sagatoxin-Srs1a-like. Gene Ontology annotation, molecular function: channel activity. The record is from RefSeq and is a predicted model, not a curated record. Gene Ontology annotation, biological process: cytolysis in another organism; pore complex assembly; monoatomic cation transport. Gene Ontology annotation, cellular component: pore complex. Lineage: Eukaryota; Metazoa; Chordata; Actinopteri; Cypriniformes; Cobitidae.